GUCUCCUCUCGGCACUGACACACGAAGCUCACUAUGUCUGCCCAUAGCUCAUAUACGCCGAACGCAACCUGUUGCUAUCCUGGCUGUCGCGAAGGCGCGUGGCAGAAUCCUGACGGCUCGUACUCCUCUUUCUGCUCAAAGAAGCAUAGGGACGCUAUGCAACAAUCCAACGGGCCCAGUCCCAGCGUAGGCGGCGCGAAACUCUGCAAGAAUUGUCAUUCACGCCCGGUGUAUGUUGACGCUGGUCGCACGCACGACUUUUGUGGCCAGCGUUGCAGCGCACAAUACCAGGCAGGGGGAGGAACGCAGAAAAGGCUCUGCAAGAAUUGUCACUCGCGACCUGUGUAUGUCGACGGAAGCGGCACGCACGAAUUUUGCGGCAAGCGUUGCCGGGACUCCUUCCAAGCAGGCGUCGCGGGAGCUCAAGGGAAUCGGCGCGCUGGGAUUUGUAAGCUCUCGGGAUGCCAAAAACCGGCCUACGUAGGACCCGAUGGCGUGUCGAGCGAUUACUGCUCUAGAGCGCAUCGCACCCUGAACCAGGGUGUACAAGACGACGGGGAGUUGUGUCUCCUGUGCGGGCAGCGGCCCAAGGUUUUCAUCAACGGGAAGAUGAGCGACUUCUGCUCCAGCCGCUGCAAGGACGAUACAUUCGGCUCGACUCCUAUCAUCUUGAACAUAAGCUCGGACAUGGCAUCCUUCCAAGAUGUCACGAAGCAGUUCACCGAUCAAUGGAAGCACUCCACGACAGUACCUGCCAUAGUCAAGAUAUGGAAGGUCUACUGCCAUAAGUCUCACACUGAUGCGUUUCUAUCAUAUAAGCUUGAUGUCGAACGUAACACUCGCAUUGUCGGGGGAAAUAGCAGGCGGAGGUGGCACGGCACGACUCGAACCUGCACCAUCGGCGACUCUGAGAACAAGGGUGAUCUUUGCAAGGAUGUCAAGUGUUCCAUUUGCAGGAUAAUUGAGUCUUCCUUCCACAAAGGCAACAUGGGUCUAUUCGGCCCAGGGAUAUACACUUCCGCAACGUCGUCGAAAUCGGACGCCUUUGUCAAAGAGUUGAGCGGCUCGUACCCCGCGAUGUCGCGAAACGACGUUGCGAAAUCGAUCGCCUUUGUCAAAGGGUUGAGCGGCUCGUACCCCGCGAUGUCGCGAAACGACGUUGCGAAAUCGAUCGCCUUUGUCAAAGAGUUGGGCUCGCCGUACAAGGCGAUGUUGCUCAACGACGUUGUGUUGGGCAAGACGAUCAAGAUGACGACGGGAGACCCAUCCUUGGCCAAGCCACCGCACGGCUACGAUUCUGUCAUCGGCGAGCCUGGCGGUGUGUUGGACUACGAUGAAGCUAUUGUCUACAGGAACGACGCCAUUAGGCCACUGUUCUUGAUCAUCUACAAUGGUUGAUUUUCACUAGUCUGUUCGCUGUUAGCUAGUUCGUUACAAAUGUAACUAAGUGAUCACGACCUCACAGAGGUUGGUCAUGUCCAAUGCGCACGCAUGCGAUGGCUACAUAGUCGCCGAGCUUACGA
Fomitopsis serialis is the source of this 1523-nucleotide messenger RNA. RefSeq lists its product as uncharacterized. The record is from RefSeq and is a predicted model, not a curated record. Bases 34 to 1398 code for a protein of 454 amino acids. Lineage: Eukaryota; Fungi; Basidiomycota; Agaricomycetes; Polyporales; Fomitopsidaceae. The transcript is spliced from 14 exons.